AUGCGAAUUCUCUUCAAGCGAUAUUUCAGUACGACGAAAAAACUCGGCCUAGACGAUUGGACUGUACUUGUGGCCCUCCUGAUUGGUAUAGCGAGCGUAAUAAUUCAGGUGUUCUUCCUCACUCCUAGCGGCUUGGGAAAAGACAUAUGGACACUCAACAUUACCAUAUUGCUUGACUUUGGGCACUACUUCUACGUCAUGGAGAUAUUAUAUUUGACAUUGAUUACUUUGUUAAAAGUAUCACUCUCGCUUUUCUACCUCAACAUUUUUCCCGGCCAAGUUAUUCGUCGCUUGUUGUGGGUAACUGUUGCGUUCCACGUUGCUUGUGGCUUCGCAUUCAUUCUCAAGACCGUGUUACAAUGCACGCCGGUGGAUUAUAACUGGCAAAAGUUUGAUGAUGGCCCUCCAAAUGCGGGGCAUUGUAUCGACAUAAAUGCUUCUGGGUGGGCGAAUGGCGUGAUUGGUGUGGUUGCAGACAUCUGGCUAUUUGCGUUACCUCUCACACAACUCAAGAGACUCAAGCUACACUGGAAGAAGAAAGUGGGCGCUGCUAUUAUGUUUUUGACAGGUGGAAUCGUCACCAUCGUAUCCAUGCUUCGGCUCAAGUCCCUCAUCCAUUUCGCCAACUCUUACAACCCUACCUGGGACCAAUGGAGUGUGGUCUUCUGGUCUACUAUUGAAGUUUCUGUUGGGUUCAUAUGUACAUGUCUUCCCGCCCUGCGACUCAUCCUGAUCCGGAUGUAUCCCCGGACUUUCCAAACAGAUUCCUAUGGGACCUCCUGCACGGCAUCAAGCAACGUGUAUAGACACAAUAGCAACGCGCAUUAUACUAAUCGUACAACAAUUGAAAAUGAUUAUGCCGACCUCUCACAGUCAAAUUUGGUACCUGGCCAUCACCGUGGUAGCCUGAAAAACGACGAAGGCGAUUUGGAAGCUCGCAGUGCAAAAGUUCACAUACGAUCAAUGCCAGCCAUGCCAUUUGACGAACAAAAUAUUGAGUUAGAGUCCAAAGAUCUGGAUUCUACACAUCUGGCGCCAGGAAAGGAAUCGCGGGGGUCAUGA
Pochonia chlamydosporia 170 is the source of this 1062-nucleotide messenger RNA. RefSeq names its product gag-pol polyprotein. The transcript has 2 exons. The coding region runs from base 1 to 1062 and encodes 353 amino acids. Lineage: Eukaryota; Fungi; Ascomycota; Sordariomycetes; Hypocreales; Clavicipitaceae. The record is from RefSeq and is a predicted model, not a curated record.